GCACCAAAGGAAGAAACAAAGGGGAAUUUACAAAUCUUCAAGGUGUAGCUGCAUCUACAAAUGGAAAAAUACUAAUAGCAGACAGUAACAACCAGUGUGUGCAGAUAUUUUCCAAUGAUGGUCAGUUCAAAAGCCGUUUUGGCAUACGAGGAAGGUCUCCCGGCCAGUUGCAGCGGCCAACAGGAGUGGCUGUGCAUCCCAGUGAUGAUAUCAUUAUUGCAGAUUAUGAUAACAAAUGGGUUAGCAUAUUCUCAUCAGAUGGAAAAUUUAAGGCCAAAAUUGGCUCUGGAAAGCUCAUGGGCCCCAAAGGUGUUUCUGUGGAUCGUAAUGGACACAUCAUUGUAGUGGACAAUAAAGCAUGCUGUGUUUUCAUCUUCCAGCCGAACGGGAAAAUAGUCACCAGAUUCGGCAGUCGAGGAAAUGGUGACAAGCAGUUUGCAGGUCCUCAUUUUGCAGCUGUAAACAGCAACAAUGAAAUUAUUGUUACAGAUUUUCAUAACCAUUCUGUCAAGGUAUUUAACCAGGAGGGAGAAUUCAUCCUGAAGUUUGGAUCAAAUGGAGAAGGAAACGGACAAUUUAAUGCACCAACUGGAGUAGCUGUAGAUUCUAAUGGAAAUAUUAUUGUAGCAGAUUGGGGAAACAGCCGAAUACAGGUUUUUGAUGGAAGUGGAUCAUUUUUAUCCUACAUUAACACCUCUGCUGACCCACUUUAUGGUCCCCAAGGUCUGGCCCUUACUUCAGAUGGCCAUGUUGUAGUUGCAGACUCUGGAAAUCACUGCUUCAAGGUCUAUCGAUACUUACAGUAGCAAUGAGCUCUGGAGCUGGAUAAUCGUCCACCCUUAGGAAAAGACUGGUCCUAGAGAUCCAAUGCAGGAUAUCUCCUACUUUGAGUCCAUUUUUAAUAUUAAAGGAGUCUCUGAGGAUUUCUCGUGUUAAUUUCCAAACUUACCUUGUUUACAUAGGACUUGCACCUCUUAUGUUUCUCACCGAACUUUUUGUUGUAAAGGUUAAUACACAAAAUCCUCUUUAAUUGAAUUCAUAAAGACAAUGUGAUAUUAAAUGCAAACUGCAAGUUAUGGAACUGGAAUUAACUAAUUAGGCAAAAAUGAGAAAAAUCUGGGAAAAGUCCCCAAAGCUUUUUGAAGACUGCGAAGGGUAGCUCCUGCUCAGAGCUUCCAAAUUUGAAGAAGUAUCAUUGUUAUGCAUUAUUUAACCCAGAGGUGAUCCUGGGAAUCUUCUAGAUCUCAUUAUCAUGGUAGGUAUUACACUUUUAACAGUCUUCAGUCUUACUAUCUAUAACAAGUAGGUCCUUUUAGUAUAAGGUUAAGUCUCACAAAAUCCGUCUAGCUCUAACCGUCACACCUAACACAGCUC
Tauraco erythrolophus (red-crested turaco) is the source of this 1374-nucleotide messenger RNA. The record is from RefSeq and is a predicted model, not a curated record. Lineage: Eukaryota; Metazoa; Chordata; Aves; Musophagiformes; Musophagidae.